AUGUUGCGGAAGAAAGACAACUUCACCGUUAUCACGCCCAUUCCGCCCCAUAUCCCUCGCCAGUUGGCCAUUGACAUCCUCCACUCGCACUCCGAGGUCAUCACCUUAAACCCGCUCGUUCUCGAGCACCACCCCAUUCCGGCGCCGCAAAAUGCGGAGACGGACGAGUAUUACUCUACUUGGUAUGAAAUCACGGAGCGGAUUCAGUUCCUGCCCGGCAUUGGGAAGAUGGGUGCUUCGACCAUCAAGUUCAAUGGCUGUUUCCACGACAUGCCAUGGGGAUUGCAAACCCACAUCUAUGCGCCGAUGAACGUGGACGUGCGCCAUACCUAUCGCAUCGCCGGCAACCAGCCCGGUGUUGAACCGCCAGAGGUCCCGGAGAUUGGCCUGAAGGCGCUCGGCGUCCCCUCGGACGGGCUGUAUCUGCGCUCGGAUAUCGAGAUCAAGUGCAACGUCACGGUGCUCAGCUUCGUGAGGUCCCAGCUGAAAAAGUCCGGUGGCGAGAUGGUGAAUCGCAUCAUCAAGAAGGCCGAACUGCUAGACGCGGGCGUGCUUCAGGCAAUGAUCGAAGAUGGGAAACUCAAGACAGUGAACCCUGCCGAUCGAAGCCAGUCGGUCAAAUCACCGCUCCCGUCUCCCACGAGUCUGCAAUACUCUCCUUCGGUCAGGGGCUCGCCGCCUAUGGGGUCUCCCCCGAUAGGCUCUCCUCCAACCCCGUAUCAAGUCCCUCGCGUGCAGUCUAUGUACUCGGGAUAUUACCGGCCCGGUACUGCUGGAUCGCAGGGCAACGGCGGGUACAACCCUCAUGCUCCUCGCCUGCAGGGCUUUCAGGCACCCGACGCACCUCAGGAGCUCCCAGCCGCAGAAGCAAAUCCGCCGAGCCAAGCUCUCAUCGAAAUGCCAGGUGACUUCUACCACGCGUCCCCCGACCUACAGCCAGGCAGACAGUCCCCCCAGCAACCCCACCAGUCUUCGCCUCACCAGGGCCACCGAGAUUCAGUCAUCGAUCCGGCUCGGCUUCCCAACACAAGCCCAAACCCGUCGGUUGCUGGGCAGUGGACAACUCCAGGCUCACGCCCGGUCUCAGCCUCCCCAGGCCUCGGGCUGCGAGGCUUUGACAACAAAGUCUUCCCAGCCCCGUUAGCGCCGCAUCGCGAAGCCCAAGACGAGGUGAAGUCCGCCCCUAGUAGCCCUCAGCCGCCGAAAUAUGUUCCGUACAACCCGGCCGAUUACGCCACGACGCCACCAGGGCAACCUCGUUAUGGACAUGGACAUUUAGGUCAGGGGUACAGUAAUGUGCAUUAA
Molecule: messenger RNA, 1305 nt
Organism: Chaetomium strumarium
Lineage: Eukaryota; Fungi; Ascomycota; Sordariomycetes; Sordariales; Chaetomiaceae
Exons: 1
Coding region: 1-1305 (434 amino acids)
Source: RefSeq, a predicted model, not a curated record